This is a messenger RNA of Beta vulgaris subsp. vulgaris (sugar beet), 2385 nucleotides long. Its product is annotated as protein CYPRO4. The transcript is spliced from 2 exons. Gene Ontology annotation, cellular component: nucleus; cytoplasm. Bases 218 to 2179 code for a protein of 653 amino acids. Gene Ontology annotation, molecular function: protein binding. Lineage: Eukaryota; Viridiplantae; Streptophyta; Magnoliopsida; Caryophyllales; Amaranthaceae. The record is from RefSeq and is a predicted model, not a curated record.
ACAUUUAGCUUACUCAAAUUUUGUGUUAUUUUCAGCUUUUGGGUUUCUUUCUUAACCAAGUCAUUAUACUCUCAUUCUCUCUCCUCUCAACUACAUAUAGUAAGUAUUUUCCGUGUAGUGGCGGUUUUUCUCUUCUUCUUCAUCUACUUUUCAAAUUUCAAAAAACUCAAAACACAAAAUCAAUUUCAUUCCGAUCUAAACCUAGCUAAAUCAAUCAAUGGGUCAAGCUAACAGUCGUGAAGGUCUAGAACUUUCCGAUUCCGAUGAUUACGACGAGCGUGAAUCCGACGAAGAAGAAAAUUACGACACUUCUGAAGAACAACAAGAUGAAGAAAACAAGCAUUUUCAUGGUGGACAUAGUACUACUCCUUCUUCAUCUUCUUUAGAUGAUGUUGAAUCUAGGUUAAAAGCUCUUAAGCUUAAAUAUUCUACUCCUGUUUCUGCUUCUUCUUUGCGUCGGAAAAAUGCUGUUAAACUUUACCGUCAUUUUGGGGGUGACACUUCUGAUUCUAAAUGGAAGACUGUUGAAGCGUCGACGUCGUAUUCGUUUGUUAAAUCUCGUGGUGGUGAGAAUGAGGAGGAUGAUGAUGAAGAUGAGGAUGAAGAUGAUAAGGGGAGUAAUAGUGAGGGUUUGUUUUGGGAACUUAGGGUUGGGUCGAAAGUUAGGGUUAGGGUUUCUACAGAUUUGCAAUUGAAGAUGUUUCCGGAUCAAUUGAGGGUUGAUUUUGUGUGUAAUGGUGUUUGGGCGAUGAAAUUCUUUGAGAAGAAUAAUUAUUAUGAUAUGUUUGUUUCUGAUUUUCAGGAUUGUCUUUUUGAGAAUGUUCAUGGAGUCAAAGCUACUGAGGCGAAUAAGCUUAAGAUAUAUGGGAAGGAUUUUAUGGGGUGGCUUAAUCCUGAAGUUGCUGAUGAUACAAUGUGGGAUGCUGUUGAUGAUGAGGUGGUUGGAAAUCGGACUCCGAUUUCGACUCCUUCCAGGGUGAAGCAGGAUUUGCUUGAGGAAUUCGAGGAGGCUUCGAAUUCUGGGAUUCAGAGUUUGGCAUUAGGUGCUCUUGAUAAUAGUUUCCUUGUUGGGAAUGAUGGAAUUCAGGUUGUUAAGAAUUUUAGGCAUGGAAUUCAUGGGAAGGGUGUUUGUGUUAAGUUUGAUCGUGGUGGUAGCGCCUCUAAGAAUGCGAAUAAUUCGAGUUAUUCGACUCCAAAGAAGGCAAUUUUAAUGAGAGGGGAAACUAAUAUGAUGUUGAUGAGUCCAGUUAUGGAGAAUAAACCCCAUGCUCCAGGGCUUCAUCAGUUGGAUAUUGAAACUGGGAAGAUUGUUACAGAAUGGAAGUUUGAGAAAGAUGGUACUGAUAUCUCUAUGAGAGAUAUUACUAAUGAUAACAAAUCUUCUCAGUUGGAUCCAUCAGGCUCUACAUUCUUGGGUUUGGAUGAUAACAGGUUGUGUCAAUGGGAUAUGCGUGAUCGCCGCGGUAUGGUGCAGAAUCUUGCUGAUGGGAACUCUCCUGUGUUGAACUGGACACAGGGGCAUCAGUUCUCAAGGGGUACCAACUUUCAGUGCUUUGCAUCAACAGGGGAUGGUUCAAUUGUUGUUGGAUCACUUGAUGGGAAGAUUAGACUGUACUCGAAAACGUCUAUGAGACAGGCGAAAACUGCAUUCCCUGGUCUUGGUUCACCAAUUACUCAUGUGGAUGUUACUUAUGAUGGAAAAUGGGUGUUGGGUACCACAGAUACGUAUUUGAUUCUCAUAUGCACCUUGUUUACUGAUAAAGAUGGGAGGACUAAGACCGGUUUUGGUGGUCGUAUGGGUAAUAAAGUCUCGGCUCCUAGGCUGCUUAAGUUAACUCCUGUGGAUGCUCAUAUGGCUGGGGCAAACAAUAAAUUCCAUGGUGGUCAAUUUUCAUGGGUUACAGAGGAAGGGAAACAAGAACGCCACAUAGUUGUAACAGCUGGUAAAUUUAGUGUCAUAUGGAACUUCGAGCAAGUGAAGAACAGUGGGCACGACUGCUACCGUAAUCAACAGGGAUUAAAGAGCUGCUAUUGCUACAAGAUUGUGCUGAAAGACGAGUCUAUAGUGGACAGUCGCUUCAUGCAUGAGAAGUUUGCAGUUAGUGACUCUCCUGAAGCUCCUCUUGUGGUGGCAACCCCUAUGAAGGUGACUUCGUUCAGCAUGUCGACCAAGCAAUAGCAGUAUUACCCUCUUAUCUCAGAAUUGUGAAGAGUGGACCUGUUGCAUCAGAGGAUUCGCUAAUUUUUCUUUUAGUAGCUGUAGUUCUUUUGUGUGUAAGUAGGGCUAGCACUUGUGUUCUUGAGUGCAUUUCUGAAAUGUUUGCUUGAAAGACUUCUAUGUAAUGUCUUGCAAUUGGAAAUAUUUGAUUUGAUUAGUGUUGGUUA